Molecule: messenger RNA, 3041 nt
Organism: Tympanuchus pallidicinctus (lesser prairie-chicken)
Lineage: Eukaryota; Metazoa; Chordata; Aves; Galliformes; Phasianidae
Gene: CDK2AP1
Product: cyclin dependent kinase 2 associated protein 1
Exons: 4
Coding region: 1979-2251 (90 amino acids)
Cellular component (GO): nucleus; cytoplasm
Source: RefSeq, a predicted model, not a curated record
UUUAAAUUUGCAUAACCUCAAAUGAUCUCUAAUUAUCUGUACUAUUUUAUCAUUAGCCAAUGAUAUGCUGGUGAAAACGGUCCUGUUUGCGUGGUCUGCAGCUGUGGGGUAAGUGUUGGUGAGGUCUGUUGAGUGGCCAAAGCAGGAUUCCCGAGCCUGGCCAUCCAAGUUCUUGCUCAGAGCCAGGUUGGAGCUUCCAGGCCCCGUAUGCGUGGUGCUUGCAGUAGCAGCCUGGGAACAAGUCUUUACAGGAUGCAUCUUUUGUUUUAUUCUAUGGGAGCAGAAAUCGCUAGAGUCUGUCUUUGCUUAAUUGAGGUAAUUAAAUCUUUCUACCUUGCAGCACAAAGGGUUCAUUAGUGUUUUGAAGCAUUUUGAAAUCACUGGAGGAAAGAUGCUGUUUGCUGUUGUGUCACGUUUGAUAAGUGUUGAAAUUUCAAGUCGUCUGGACUUGGAAUAUUGGCUGAGCUGUAGGUACAGAAACCUUGCCAUUGAGCAUGCACAGAGGGAAGGGCUGACUGGGAGCACAGUUGACUACUGUGGUGUUCCUCUCCAGUGCAGGACCCGUGCUCUGUAGGUGUGUUUUAAUUUUUUUUGCUGUUUGUUUUUACUGUACUUUAGAAGGAUGCGACUGUUAACUCCUCAUGAAACCUUAGCAGUAGACACAUGCAGAAUAGUGCCAUAAAACUUAGCGGCUUGGUUUGAAACAAAGAUAAACCUUCCUUUUUUUCAAAUGGACCUCGUGUUACCUUCAUUAGGAUUUCACAUCCAGUUAACUGGGCAGGAUGUAGAACAUACUCUCUUCCUAGAACAAAGACACCACCACAGUGAUGACCUGUGAUACAUUCUGAAAUGGAAAGAGUUCCCAGCCAAGGUAGAGUCUGUUCCACUGUGUUCAGCAGAGCUUUUCACAAUGUAACUACUGGCUUUCUGUUUCUUAGUGAAGAGAAACAGGGAAUGAAAUCUCUUGCAACUUCUAAACAAAGCUAGUGGUUUACGUGGUUCUAAGCAGCAGUGACUUGUCAAUGGUAUAAUUCAGGUUCAUGUGGAAGGUGGUGAAUAAGAUCCCUUCCUCUAAUGAAGGGCAGUUGGGAAUUUUUAGUGAGGGUUUCUGCAAAGGGAAGAUUUGCAGGCAGCAGGAGGUCUGAGUCUGUGCCUGCAGGCAAGGAGAGCAGCACCAGUGGGGGUGUGGGGGCUUUUAACUGCAGGAGUGAAAGAGCAGCUAAGUCGAACACUGCCUCAGCCCUGAGUGUGCAAUUCAUCACCAGCCCGUUAAAGCUGUUGUAAAACAGGGAGCAGAAUUAAGCCCUCCAAAAGAAAUCUUAUUUCUCAGUAACAAAUGCUUACCAUAGUGGGGUAGUGAAGUGUCUUGCUUCCCUGUUUCUGAAGUAGUUAAUCAGUGAUUGCAUUGGUAGAGUCUUUGAGCUGACCCAUAAUCCAAAGAGAUGGUUUUUUGCCUUUGAUUUACUUACGUAGCACAGUUUGACAGGCAAAAGAUGUUUGAUAUCUCACAAAGAGGAAUAAUGCUUAGCAGUCUUCACCUCAAUGUCAUACAAUGAGCAGCAGAUCUGAUAGACCUCAACUGACUGUUCUCUAUGAAUAGUUUUGGCAUCAGCUGAAAAUAGUACUGAGGAUAACUUGCAUUGACCAUGUGAUGACACUUUGAGUUGCAAAAUUGCUUUCAGAUAACUUGCACUGAAAAAGUAAAAAUAGCGCAGGGCGUUAGACUCAUCUACGUGGAAUGUAUAUAUGCAAAAAUAGGGCUCCUUAAGAUUUAGUUUGUCCAGGCAGAACAACUUGUCAUGUUACACUGCUUCACUUUUAGACAAACAAUUUGCACUGAUAAGGUUGCAGCUGUGCUAUUUUGAAGUGUACAGCAAACAUUGGGGAAGCAGUAAUUUGUCUGUUAGUAGGAAGUAGUGUGGCUCUGGCAUCGGCUGGCUUAGAGUAAGCUGGGAGCGUUCACUCUCCCUCCACAAGUAUGGCAACGUCUGCGCAAUACAGGCAGCUGAUAAACGACUACGGGCCCCCAUCGCUAGGGUACACACAAGGGAUACAGGGUACCAGCAGCAGUCAAGUACCGCAGAGCAAAUAUGCAGAACUUCUAGCUAUCAUCGAAGAAUUAGGAAAAGAGAUCAGACCCACAUAUGCUGGGAGUAAAAGUGCGAUGGAGAGGCUAAAACGAGGCAUUAUUCAUGCUAGAGGAUUAGUUCGGGAAUGCUUGGCUGAGACUGAACGAAAUGCAAGAUCCUAGCCCACGAAUGCAGUUACAAGAUCUUCCAUCUCUUAAUGAAGAAAAAGUAAUGCCUACUCAUUCUGACUCUUGAAACAUUCAGACAAAUUCCUUUAUUUUGAAGGUUUUACCUUUCUUUUUGCCUUUAAAAAUGUAUAGUGAAGAAUAACAAAACAAGGAUUUUUCAACUUGCUGAGGGUUGGCAUUUUGUAGACACUAAAACUCCCUAAGGCAUUUCUAAACCAUGAAAACUGAACUGCAUGCAGAGGAAUGCUCUCUCCUAGGCUCUAUUUCAGUUCUCUUCCUAUCCAGCCACAAUCCCGUUGUUGGGUUUUUUUAAAUCCUUUUUACUGUUUCAACGUAACCCCAAACUGUCAGUCUUUCAAAGUUUGACAUAAGCUGUAAGGACUUUUUUUUUUUAUUAAAUAAAUGCAGAAUAGCAUGCUGUACUUAGUAGUCUGCUAUGCCACAAUUUGCCAUACAGCAUAGACCCUGCUUAAAAAUAAUAACCUUCUCCUCUUACUUUUCCUUUUUUGUUCAUUUUGCAUAAACACUUGCAUGACUAAUAGUGCUUUGAAGUCCUUUUAAAGUGCAUGAAUUAUAUGGAAAAUAGGGAAGCCUAUUAAAUAAUAACAAGAUUCUGGAAAGCUAAUUUCUACAUUAAGGCUGGAGAUUUCAGUUUUAAGUUUGCAAAAAAAAAAAAAAAAAAAAAAGAAAAUUCUGGAUAAAUUACUAAAACUUAUUUGCAUCUUUUUAUGUAUUUAUUACUUGAUGUAAUAAAGCUUAUUUUCAUUAACAGUUUGUAUUAAAA